AUGAGUUAAAAUAAAGAAAAGGUUGAAUCAGAGCUUUUUCAAAUGUAUCAGAAUGCCAUUGAUUUGUUGGAAGAAGAUUAAAUUGCAGAUGGCAUUGCAAUCCUUAAGAAAUUGAUGAAUCACCCCUCCAUAAUAAAUUAAGAGGAUAAAAAGAUUCUCUAUGGAAUUUAUAUGUCUUUGGCUGAAAUAUUGGCACAAAGCGAAAAUGUUUCUGAAAAAUGCGAAGCCUUAAAUUAUUAUUAUUAGAGCACAUUAAUAGUAGAAAAUUGCUGGUAAACCUACAGAAAGAUGUCGCUUUUAUUUCGUCAACUUGGAAUGAUGCCAAGAGCUUUAAAUUUAAAUUUAAAAGCUCUUUAAUAUUGUUCAUAAUGCAUUCUAACUUAGCCUCUUCUAUAUUAAGCUUGUUGCAUUAGCUUUUUAAUGGAUAGUUGGGAUGAUUUCAAUCAAUAUUUUAAGAUGAUGAAGGAUGAUACUAAUUUGAAGCAAUAGAUACAAGAACUAGAAAACUACCAUUUAACUAAACAAAAAACAGCUUUUGUUAAUACAUUGUUGAUUGAAUAUAAUCAAAUUGAACAAAAGCUACAGUCUUUACCUGAGAAUUAAAUUUAUUAUCUUCUCUAAGAACAACAAUUUGAAUAAGAGAUUUUUUUAGAUACUUAAAAUAUCAGAAAGUUCUUUAAAGAUAUCAAAUGUUUGUUUCAAAUUAAUCUCAAUUUUAGAAAGAAUCCAUCUAAAGAUAAUUAUCUAAUCGCUAGUACAAGGAUUACUGUAACAUCAAAUCAAAACAAAAAAAAAACUUUUGUUUCAAAAGAAUAGCCAAGUCAAGUAGUUAGAUAAAUUGAAAAGCAGAAAUCAAAACAAUCAUAAUAUUAAUAAUAGUUUAAUCUAGAUUAAAAUAUCUAUAAUUCUAAUACAAAAUUAAUCGAUCUUAUUAAAUAAAAUUAUGGUUGGGAUAUGGUUUCAUUUUCCAUGAUAAAUAACAAUACUAAAAUAUCAAAUGAGCAGAAUGAAUAUUAAGGGUGUUCCAUUUCUAAAUUUUUAUCUGAACGAUUAAGCAACUAAAGUUUCCUUACUGUUAUUGAACUUUUAAAGAAAUUAAUUAUAUUAAUUCUACAAGAUUUUCUUUCUUAUAAAUAAUCAAUUCAAAAUUUUAACUUUGUAUCCAAAGGAUUAAUUAAUUGUGUUGUUUGGGCUCAAUAUUUCACAAACAAAUUGGUGGAUGAUCCCUUUUUAAAAUUGUAACUAUUAGAAAUUGCUUUUGACGAGUUAAAAUCACGUUUCAAAGAAAAAAAGCCUAAAUCUCCUGAAGAAUAAAAUAAAAUCAAGAAUUACAUUCUUUUCAUCAAUAAUAUGAAAUUGGAAUUACUACAAACUGAUAUUUCGAGCAUUUUGAUUAAUAGCAAUUAAAGAAAAGAAUAUUUGACAAAGUAUUCAAUCAUAAUGGCUACCAUUCAUAGCGAUAUUCAUUUCUUUUAACCUAAAAUGGCGAAGCAUUUUGCUAGUUAAUUGAAAAACAGUAAAUUAAAAUAGUAAAUUAAUGACAAAAUACUAGCUUAUAAAAUAGAAUCUGAACUCAAAACCUCAAAGUAAGUUCUAAAGAUUAUUACGUAAUGGGAAGAGAGAGAAUAAAAAUUGGAAGAUAAUGAAAAAAUAAGAACAUAUAUUAUAUAGGUUAUUGAAUAUUUAAAGUCUAAUAAGAAUAAUAAUUUAUUGUAAAGGUUGUCAAUCAUUUUUCUAAAUUAAUUUUAGUUUGCUUGUCGAAUUGAGGAUUUAAAAGAGAUAUAAAAGUUUGUGUAACCCUUGGUGUUGUAAAUUUUAAAUCUUAAUAAUUUCGAUUUCGAAAUAGAUAUAGGAUUCAUUUUCCUCAAGUUUUCUUUCGUUUAUUCUUUGAUAGAAAUUGACUCUAGUGAAAUUUUGGCCAAAUUUACUGAAAUAUUUCUAGCAUCACCAAAUAACAUUAAUAAAUAUCUAAUUCUUUUAGAAGUACUAAAAAUACAUAAUUUUAAACUAAAUGAUUAUUUUAACUUUGUAAAUAUUGAUACUAUUUUAAUGGAGUUUAUUGAUAUUAAAAUAAAAUCCAAAUAAAAGUACAAUUAAUUAGUAGAAUUUUUUAAAAAUAAUAUUGAAGCUGAUUUAGAGUUAAAUUAUUAUUUACUCCAUUUACUAGAAUUAAAAAUUCAACAUACACCUUAAUUCAUUGUCUAGCCUAAUACACUUGCUAUGGAAGUUGAUAAAUUUGAAACUAAAUUACCUCAACCAGACUCAUUUUCUGAUGCAUCAGAAGAUGAAUUGGAAUAGCCAUGUUAGUAUAAAAAUGAAUUCAAAACUAUGGUAUUAGAAGAAAGUCAAAUUGAAUCUUCUUUUAGGAUAACUAAAAAAAUCUUCUAAUUUUCAAAUAAAACAGUGGAAUUUCUAAUUAAUCAUUCUAUUUAAAUUAAUGUAGGCGACCCUAAGAUUAUUAAUCAUAUUAAAAGAUUUGCUAAAGAAUGUGUCAAAUGCGAGUUCGGCAUGAGUACUAAUGAAUUAAGUACUUAACUAUAUCAAAUAGUAAUCUAAAAAUAUUAUCUCUAAGCUGAAUUCAAAAAAGAGUUGACAAAAAUAGAACUACAAUUUUUGGGUUAUUUUUUACCUCAUUGCAUCAAGACUGUUUCAGAUUUCAAAUAAAUCAAUGAAUUUUUACUAACCAAUGUAUAUCCAUCACUUAAUAAGCAAAUUGAACAAGAAAUCGGUGUAUUUGUAGAAGAAUUAGAAUCAUAUAUGUUUGAUAAUCAAGAGUUAGCAUAAAGCUUUCCACUUGAGGAACAUUAUAAUAACAUAAAGAAUUGGAAAAUUGAAAGUGAUUAUAAAGCAAAUUUAUUCUAUUUGUUAUAAAGAGCUCAAGAAAUUCUUGAUGAAUAAUCUGAAUAUUCACAAUUUAAGAAUUUUCUGUUUGCUCUAGCAUAUAAGGAUUCUUAAUUUUUAUGGAAUGAAUUUUAUAUUACAUUAUUUGAUAAAGCUAGGAAUCAUUUAUCAUAGAGGAAAAAGUCAGAUGUAGAUUGGUUUAACUGUCAACAAAGAGUACAAUCAAUAAUUUAGAAUUAUCCUGAUUUACAUUAUUUAGAAGAGCAUUUUAUGAUAAUGGAUCUCUUACAAUUAUAGGAAUAAUAAAAUAUCUACUAAACAACAGUUUCUUAAUAAAAAUUCAAUUAAAUUUAAUAAGUAUAUGAGAAAUUGUUCAUGAAAAAAUAAAUGAUACCAACCAAUGUUUUUGAUAUAAAAAAUAACUUUAGACUAUUGCUGCUUUAAGAAAAGGUUGUAAUGAGAAAAUAUUAUAAAAUUAAUAUUGAAGAUAUUGCAUAAAAUUUGGAAAAUCUUUAAAUUCUCAAAUCUUUGAUUAAUCAAAUGAAUAACCAUUAAAUAUUGUAUUUCCUUCAUUCAAAAGAUAGUGAAGUAGAAAUUAAAUAAGAUUUAUUAAUAUCAAUAUAUAAAUUUAUCAGAAGAUAUUUAAGACAUCAAUUACAUAAUCAAUUGAAUUAAUUGAUAGAACUCAUUAAGUAAAAACUUCCUUAUUUAUUGAAUCCAUCUUAAAAUUAACUUUAAUUCUAAUUUGAACUAGAUAAAAAACAUUUUAAAAUCCAAAAUUUUGAUUAGGAUUAAUUAGAAUAGGAAAAAAAUACACAAUUUUCCAAUUUAGAGGUAAACCUAAUUCUAAACAAUAUAUUAGAGGAAUUUAUUGGGAAUAAAAAAAGAUUGAUUAGAAAAAAACCAUAAAGGUUUUUGAUUGAAUCAUUUUAUUAUUCUACUCAUUUAUUAUUUCAUAGUAAUGCCUCAAUUGAUUAAGUUUUCAAUUCAAUUCAAUCGGUUUAUUUACCGAACACAAAAGACUUAAUUUAUUAUUACAAAUCAAUUGAUAGGUAUAAAUGUGAAAAAGAUAAAAUUCUUAGUUAGUAUUAUUUUCAUGAACUUAAUUUUUCAUACUAGAAAUCUAAAAUAUUGAAAUUAAUCCUUAAAAUUUUAUUGAAACAAAAGAAAUACAAAGAAAUUGUAACACUGUUAGACAAGCUUAACAAAACAUAUGAUUUAAGGUUGUUUUAAGCUGUUAUUGGAUUAUUAACAGCCAUUAAAUAUAUUGAAGAGAAAAUCUUAAUUAGAGAUAUCAUCAUAAAGGUUGAAUCUUUAAGUAAAACUAAUGAUUUUUUAAAAGAUGAUCAAAUCUUGGAAUUAUUAAAUAGAAUGUAUAUAAAAUUAUAUGAGAAAGAGCAAUAGGAAUAAGGUCUAAAUGAUGUUGAAACUGAAAUAAGUGAAAUUAAAAUUGAAAAAGGAAAGAAAAUCAUAGAGGAUAUCAAGGCAAUAAAAAGGAAGCCAACGAAAAUAAAAGAUAAUCAAUAGAUUUCCUAAUAAUAAUAAUCUUAAAUCUAGCAAUCCUAAAUUUAGAAUUAAUAAUAAUUGUAUUAAUAGUCAAGUGAAUACAUUAAUGAUGAAAUAGGCUAAUUUAAAACCUAAGAGGGAUCUCUUUCGCCACUUAUUGAUUUAGAUAUUGUAUGA
This is a messenger RNA of Paramecium tetraurelia, 4524 nucleotides long. RefSeq lists its product as uncharacterized. Gene Ontology annotation, molecular function: transcription coactivator activity. The record is from RefSeq and is a predicted model, not a curated record. The transcript is spliced from 2 exons. NCBI's taxonomy places the organism in Eukaryota, Ciliophora, Oligohymenophorea, Peniculida, Parameciidae.